AUGUUCAGCCUCAUGGCCAAUUGCUGUCGGGAUUUAUUCAAACGAUGGCGUCAACCAGUAAGGAAGGUGACUUUGGUCAUGGUAGGGCUGGACAACGCUGGCAAGACCGCAACUGUGAAAGGCAUCCAGGGAGAAUCUCCAGAAGAUGUGGCUCCAACAGUAGGAUUCUCCAAAGCAGACAUUAAGCAGGGGAGGUUUGACAUCACGAUAUUUGACCUGGGCGGUGGGAAGCAGAUCCGAGGUAUCUGGAAGAACUACUAUGCCGAGUCCUAUGGAGUGGUGUUUGUUAUCGAUUCCAGUGAUGUGGAUAGAAUGGAGGAGACCAAGGAGACAGUUGCUGAAGUUCUGCGGCAUCCCAGGAUCGCUGGAAAGCCAGUUUUGGUCUUGGCAAAUAAACAGGACCGCGAGGGGGCCAUGGCUGAAGCUGAUAUCAUCGAAUAUCUUUCGCUGGAGAAGCUGGUCAAUGAACACAAGUGUCUAUGUCAAAUUGAACCGUGUUCAGCAGCCCUUGGCUACGGGAAGAAAAUCGAUAAUCACAUUAGGAAAGGACUGAACUGGUUAUUAGGAGUCAUAGCAAAGGACUUUGAAGCAUUACACGAGCGCAUUCAGAGAGAAACAGCAGAGCAGAAAGCCCAGGAGGAGCAAGAUAAACAGAAGAUUGCGGAGAGGGUGAAAAGACUGAGAGAAGAGAGGGAGCGAGAAGAAGCGGAGCGGGAGGGACGAAAACUUGUGGAAGAAGACACAUCUAUUCCUAUGGUCAACCCAUUCCAACCCAUUACUGCCGUUAUCAAGGAGAAUGAAGAAAAAAUCAGGAAAGAAAAAGAAAAAAAGAAACAAAAAAUGCAGAAUGGAAAAGUUGGAGCUGAAAUCCCCCUCGAGUCGAAGACUGAUGAGGAGGCAGAGUCAGACAGUGAGGGUGGUGACAGCAGCCCAACAUCACAAGAUGAAUGUUUAAUGGACUCGUACAAAGAUGCUUUAAGCCAGAAGCUGGAGCAGGAUGACAAGAGAGAGACAGGUAUUCUCUUCGAAACAAGCUGCUUUUGUAUGCAAAAAUAUUGUUCAUUUGUGUACUUUUUUUCUUGCUUGCCUCCAUGUCUAGUGCCACCCGCCAUUGUCAGGUAUGGUCACAAUCAGAUGUCUGGAACUCGAAAGUACAAUUUCCUAUUUAUUGAUCACUGCCAGUGGCAGAGCAACAUCUGCGUAUUACUGUCUGAUCUCUCUGCUUGUUCCCGUGAUGCAGACAAACUGCACUAA
This is a messenger RNA of Staurois parvus, 1254 nucleotides long. The record is from the annotation of a GenBank genome assembly. NCBI's taxonomy places the organism in Eukaryota, Metazoa, Chordata, Amphibia, Anura, Ranidae.